AUGGAUUCUAAUGGCGUCGAUGAGCACCAGAUGAAGUUGGUGGAAGGAGCUGCUGGUUAUGUUCUCGAAGAUGUUCCUCAUUUGAGCGAUUACAUUCACGAUCUCCCCACUUAUCCAAACCCGUUGCAAUCGAAUGCUGCGUAUUCAGUAGUUAGGCAGUAUUUUGUUGAUGAGGAUGAUACAGUCAUGGAAAAGAUUGUUGUUCACCAGGACAGUCCUAGAGGGACACAUUUUAGACGUGCAGGACCGCGCCAAAAGGUGUAUUUCAAGCCAGCUGAUGUACGGGCAUGUAUUGUCACAUGUGGUGGUCUAUGCCCGGGACUUAAUACAGUAAUCAGAGAGAUUGUGUGUGGUCUUCACUUUAUGUAUGGUGUCACAGAAGUAAUUGGUGUGGAUUGUGGGUUUCGUGGGUUCUAUUCCAAAAACACUGUUACACUAACACCAAAGGUUGUGAGUGACAUCCACAAGCGUGGGGGAACCAUACUUGGUACUUCUCGAGGGGGACAUGAUACAUCAAAGAUCGUCGAUAACAUACAGGAUCGUGAAAUAAAUCAGGUUUACAUCAUUGGAGGUGAUGGAACCCAGAAAGGAGCAUCUGCAAUAUAUAAGGAAAUUAGACGCCGUGGACUUAAAGUUGCAGUCGCAGGAAUACCAAAAACCAUUGACAACGACAUCCCAGUCAUUGACAAGUCCUUUGGAUUUGAUACUGCGGUUGAGGAGGCUCAACGAGCUAUUAAUGCAGCGCAUGUUGAAGCGACCAGUGUGGAAAACGGCAUUGGCCUUGUCAAGCUAAUGGGCCGCUACAGUGGGUUCAUUGCAAUGUAUGCGACUCUGGCCAGCCGAGAUGUCGACUGCUGCCUGAUUCCCGAGUCACCCUUUUACCUUGAAGGCAAAGGAGGGCUUUACGAGUUCAUUGCAAAACGGCUCAGAGAAAAUGGUCACAUGGUUAUAGUAAUUGCUGAAGGUGCAGGACAAGAUCUUGUUGCUGAGAGCAUUGAAAAACAAGAUGCUUCAGGAAACAAGCUCCUUAAAGACGUUGGACUAUGGAUGAGUCUUAAAAUCAAGGAACACUUUGCGAAGCAGGGUAAAAUGGAGAUUACUCUGAAAUACAUUGAUCCGACAUACAUGAUCCGAGCUAUUCCAGCCAAUGCAUCUGACAACGUCUACUCUACUCUCCUCGCCCAAAGCGCAGUUCAUGGUGCAAUGGCGGGCUAUACUGGCUUCAUCUCUGGUCUUGUUAAUGGAAGGCACACUUACAUUCCCUUAAACCGAAUAACGGAAAGACAGAACAAAGUUGUGAUUACAGACAGAAUGUGGGCGCGGAUGCUGUCAUCUACGAACCAGCCCAGCUUCAUGAACCCUCCUAAAGAAACCACCGAGGCGACAAACUAA
Arabis nemorensis is the source of this 1392-nucleotide messenger RNA. The record is from the annotation of a GenBank genome assembly. Lineage: Eukaryota; Viridiplantae; Streptophyta; Magnoliopsida; Brassicales; Brassicaceae.